CUCAGUUCGCCCUCGCCUUUGGUUUCGGAACGUCUCAUCGAUGGCGUCCAAACUGAGGUUUUUUCCAGUAACGGUAUUUUUUGCACUUCCGGGCACCUUCCUCAUUACGUAUCUCAUUUCAGCAUUAAUGCAUCAUGUUGAAUACAUCUUGCCCACAAUUAGUGAUACAGGUGCAAGUGUGCCAGAAAGUUGUGUUUUCGGCAUGUUAUUGAAUUUGACUGUAGCCCUUAUGUUAUUUAUUGUUUAUGUAAGGCACAAGCAAAUAUCUGAAUUUUUUAAAGCCAAAAGUAUAAAUAAAUCUAAGGAACAUGUAGCAAUGAUCAAUAUGAUAGCAACCAGUGCCGGAGUCCUGUCGUGUAUUGGUUUGGAUGUAGCUGCUAACUUUCAAAUCAGUCAUCUGCCACCAGUGCAUGAUUGUGGCAUUUUAUUGUGUUUUUGGUGUUCUGCUAUAUAUAUUUUCAUCCAGACAGUCAUUUCUUUCUGGAUGUCUCCAGAAAUGACAUCAUUGUGGGUUGUGGCUGUCAGAGGGAUAUUAGGAAUGAUGGCAACUGCUUUAAUAGUUAUUGCAAUCACAGUAGAAUUGGUAGCAGAAGAAAAAUUAAUAGAUGUUUACGGGAACUUUAAUAGGUCUGUUAUUGCUCAUUGGAAUAGUACACAACCUGGCUGGCCAGAACACAUUACUUCAGGAUUAAGCCAGUGGAUAACUGUAGUCACAAUUGGCUCUUUUAUUCUUACUUACUAUAUUGAUUUCAAAAGGGUUACAAUCUAUCCACCCGAGCUUGUGAUGCAUGCUGAUCCGGUACCAAAGCCAGUAGAGGCUACAAAUUUUAGGUCCUUACAAUAUAUCUAUUCAUAAGCGAAACUAGUAAAAUAGGAGUUAAAUGUCUACAGUGAAGGCUAAUUAUGCCUGAAUAAGUCGUAUCACGUCCGGCUGUGAGUACUAGAAGGAAUGAAGAUCUGAAAUAUUGCAAUACUCGUUUCCUGAGUAGAGUAUGUCAUAAUGUGUUACUGCUACAAUCAUUUCUGUAAGAUAUAUCUAACAUGAGAAGAUUUUGAAUAAAUGGAUAUAACAAACUUUUCAAAAUUUAA
Molecule: messenger RNA, 1089 nt
Organism: Nezara viridula (southern green stink bug)
Lineage: Eukaryota; Metazoa; Arthropoda; Insecta; Hemiptera; Pentatomidae
Source: the annotation of a GenBank genome assembly